Messenger RNA from Diaporthe amygdali, 2328 nucleotides. RefSeq lists its product as uncharacterized. Gene Ontology annotation, cellular component: 3-isopropylmalate dehydratase complex. The transcript is spliced from 3 exons. Gene Ontology annotation, biological process: L-leucine biosynthetic process. The record is from RefSeq and is a predicted model, not a curated record. The coding region runs from base 1 to 2328 and encodes 775 amino acids. NCBI's taxonomy places the organism in Eukaryota, Fungi, Ascomycota, Sordariomycetes, Diaporthales, Diaporthaceae. Gene Ontology annotation, molecular function: 4 iron, 4 sulfur cluster binding; 3-isopropylmalate dehydratase activity.
AUGCCUGGAGCAGAGGGAGCGCCGCAGACUCUCUACGAUAAGGUGCUGCAGGCACAUGUCGUGGAUGAGAAGCUGGAUGGCACAGUUCUACUCUACAUCGACAGACAUCUUGUUCACGAAGUGACAUCCCCUCAAGCCUUUGAGGGGCUCGAGAACGCCUCGCGCAAGGUCCGCAGACCUGACUGCACCUUGGCAACCACUGACCACAAUGUUCCCACCACCACCCGGAAAGCCCUGAAGGACAUUGCCAGCUUUAUCGCGGAGGACGACUCAAGGGUACAAUGCGUUACCCUCGAGGAGAACGUUAAGAAGUUUGGACUUACGUACUUUGGACUGAGCGACAGGAGGCAAGGAAUCGUCCACGUUAUUGGCCCUGAGCAGGGUUUCACUCUUCCCGGCACCACCGUCGUCUGUGGUGACAGCCACACCUCAACCCACGGUGCCUUUGGAGCCCUCGCCUUCGGCAUCGGUACCAGUGAGGUUGAGCACGUGCUCGCAACUCAGUGCUUGAUCACCAAACGAAGCAAGAACAUGAGGAUACAAGUCGACGGGGAGCUGGCCCCAGGCGUCAGCUCCAAGGACAUCAUCCUCCACGCCAUCGGCAAGAUAGGAACAGCUGGUGGCACCGGCGCCGUUAUCGAAUUCUGUGGCUCUGCUAUCCGAAGUCUCAGCAUGGAGGCUCGCAUGUCCAUCUGCAACAUGUCUAUCGAGGGUGGUGCGAGGGCCGGCAUGGUCGCUCCCGAUGACAUCACUUUUGAGUACCUCAAGGGCCGACCCUUGGCACCCAAGUACAACUCUCCAGAGUGGCACCGGGCUGUUGCCUACUGGAAGAGCCUGCAGUCCGACCCCGGCGCAAAGUACGACAUCGACGUCUUCAUCGAUGCGAAGGACGUCGUUCCCACGGUGACCUGGGGUACCAGUCCUGAGGAUGUGGUGCCCAUCACCGGCACCGUCCCUGACCCCGAAAGCUUCUCCUCUGAUUCUAAGAAGGCGGCCGCGCGCCGGAUGCUGGAGUAUAUGGGCCUUACUGCCGGCACACCCAUACAGGAUGUCGUCGUCGACAAAGUCUUCAUUGGCUCAUGCACAAAUUCGAGAAUCGAGGAUCUGCGCGCCGCGGCCUCUGUUGUCAAGGGCAAGAAAAUCGCCAGCAACAUCAAGAGGGCCAUGAUUGUGCCGGGAUCUGGAGUUGUGAAGGACCAAGCAGAGGAGGAGGGACUCGACAAGAUCUUUACUGACGCAGGAUUCGAGUGGCGUGAAGCUGGUUGCAGCAUGUGCCUUGGCAUGAACCCCGACAUUCUUUCCCCCAAGGAGCGGUGUGCAAGUACCAGCAACCGUAACUUUGAAGGCCGACAGGGUGCUCAAGGACGAACACACCUCAUGUCCCCGGUCAUGGCUGCCGCCGCCGCCAUCGUUGGCAAGCUGGCUGACGUGAGGAAAUUGACCGAGUACCAGACCAGCCCUCACAUCGAGGCGUUUAAGGCAGCCCCAGAGCCGCCUCAUGUGGACGAGAAUAUAUCCGGUGACGAGUCGGACAAGGACCAAAUCGCAGACAUUCCCAAGGACGACAAUGGGCCUCACACCAAUACAUCUGCUGGCACCUCUGCCGGUCUGCCCAAGUUCACCAACCUGAAGGGCAUUGCCGCGCCUCUGGAACGGUCCAAUGUUGACACUGACGCCAUCAUUCCCAAGCAAUUCCUGAAAACAAUUAAGCGAACCGGCCUUGGGACUGCUCUGUUCUAUGAGUUGCGCUUCCACCCAGAUGGAAAAGAGAACGCCGACUUUGUUCUCAACAAGGAACCCUACCGUAAUGCCAAAAUCCUUGUCGUUACUGGACCUAACUUCGGGUGUGGUAGCUCGCGAGAGCACGCCCCGUGGGCCUUGAACGACUUUGGCAUCAGGUGUGUCAUCGCGCCCUCAUUCGCCGACAUUUUCUUCAACAACACCUUCAAGAACGGCAUGCUUCCCAUUCCGAUAAAGGACCAAGGCCACCUCGACGCCAUUGCCGCCGAGGCACACGCCGGCAGAGAGGUUGAGGUCGACUUGCCGAAUCAGCUCAUUAAGGACGCUGCUGGCAACACGAUCUGCAGUUUCGAUGUUGAGGAGUUCAGGAAACACUGCCUGGUCAACGGUCUGGAUGAUAUCGGGUUGACAUUGCAGAUGGAGGACAAGAUUUCCGAGUUCGAGAAGAAGAUGACUCGCGAGACGCCAUGGUUGGAUGGCACUGCGUACUUGAAGAGAAAGGGCCAGGGUGGCAAGCUGGCGGCGAAGGCCGUGCCCGUCCCAACCACAAAUCGGGGUGAGACAAAGAAGGAGCCACUGGAGUGGUGA